Messenger RNA from Marmota monax (woodchuck), 10751 nucleotides. RefSeq names its product myocardin (gene Myocd). The transcript is spliced from 13 exons. Bases 3183 to 5915 code for a protein of 910 amino acids. The record is from RefSeq and is a predicted model, not a curated record. NCBI's taxonomy places the organism in Eukaryota, Metazoa, Chordata, Mammalia, Rodentia, Sciuridae. Gene Ontology annotation, biological process: smooth muscle cell differentiation; cardiac muscle cell differentiation.
UUCUGUGACCUUCCUGGUAGCAAGAAGAAUGACCGGGGCAAUCCCUGCUCCCGCGCCCCAUGCAGCUUCACCAUAGUUUUGAGAAGUGGACUGGACAAAGUCUCUCUUCCUUUUCUCAGUGCAUUCAUUUGACUUGGCUUCUCCCCACAGCACCCUACCACACACUGUUGGCUGUCUGAGCAGAACACGGCACGAGGGGAUUAAUCUGUCUGCCUCUUCCCUUCUUUCUAACAUCUCAACUUCAGAGACAGGAAAGGUGCCCUGGAUUUUCAUGGCAAUCCCAUUUGGGUCAACAGUCCCACCUCCCACCCCCAUGUCUCUAUUCCCUGAUCCCUAGAAACUACAAAACCAGUCAUUGCAGACACAUUUUGAAUUCGUCUUUGUAUCCUUUUUCGGAAAAAUUCCAAAGUAUUCACGCAUGUUGCAUCAAAUUCCACAACUGUAAAAGCCAGGUCUUAAAUAUUACAAAGCUACAUUAGAAAAAUGCACUGUUUCCAGACCCCUAAGAGUAUAAUUUGGGUACCGAAUAAGCAAUUUAUCACCAACCUAAAAAGAGAAUAUAAUUUCCAAAGUGUUAUCACUUGUGUAUAGCAUAUAUCCAAAUUGCUAAAAAAGAAAGUACUCAUGAUCCAGUCUGUCUUUAAAAGGAAAGCAGAGAGCAAAUAAGCAUUACUUAGUUUGUUUUAUAAGUGGGAAACAGCACAGGAAGCUAAUUGGACUAGUUCAAGGUUAUACCAAGAAUAGAUAAGAAAAGGACAGAGAUCAAAUAGAGGGUUCCCAAAUCUGAUGGCACCCAGAACUUCUUUAAUUAUACACCUAAACUGCCAUAGGUAUUAUGUACGAAAUAGUUGUGUCUUUCCUCAAAAACCCCACAUACAUUAAUUAUUAAUCCAUAUGUUUGCUUUUAUUUGUUAACAGCAUAUACACUUAUCAUCCAAUGCUUUUUGAUGAAAACAACCAUUUCCAAGCUAUAUUUCUAUGAUUCCAGACAGAGGCAAUGAAAAAAUGACAAUUUGGUUAGCCGAGCAUCCUUUCUCCGGAUAGACAUACCCUUUUCCUUCAACCUUUUGAAAUACUGAAAAUCAAUCCUAGCAAUCUAUCGCUCCUUUUUUGAACUCAGAUUCCCAAGGACCCUAGAUCAGGACCCACUGGCCUUACAAACUCCAUAGCAAUGUUUCUUAAACCUGUGCAUUAAAAUCACCUGGAGGACCGAUCAACAGAUCCCUAGGUCCCAUCCUCCCCCAUCUCUGAUGCUGUAGUUCUGGCGUGGGGCUCAAGAAUUGGACUUUCUAGCAGGUUCCAAGUUGAUGCUGAGGAUGUAACCCAGGAGCCACACUUUGGGAAACAUGGCUUUAGUUGUUGGGGCUCUUUGAUUCUGUCCCUGGGUUCUUAUCCUUUGUACCCAUGAAGCUGAGUUCUCCCUGAGCCUGGUAGUGAGAGGUUCCCUUGAGAGAAGUCCAGCUCUGCCACAACACUCCCUGUGGUGCCAGAGCUGCAGUCCAACACCACAUCCUGCCCAGUUCAGACGAGUCAGGCCUCUGCCUUCGAUAAGUUCUCGGAGGCCUAUUUUCUCCAUUGUCUGGAAUCUUGCUGGAAGUGAGAGGUUUGACUGGUGCAAAGAGGACUGCAAGAGGCUCGUUCUUAUCUCCAGAUCGUUUUCUGAGUUCUAAGUAAGCAAAUGUUUAUACACACAGCUGACCCAAAUUAGCUGGAGCUUCAGGGACCGAAAUAGGAAUAGCCGGCAACCAAACUCUAAGGCGAGAACAUGAAUUCCCCUGUGAGAAGCGAUUAAUCUUCCUCCAGGGGGAACGCGUCAGAUGUGUGGCUGACUGGAUUUAUAACCAUAUUUUAAUUCAAAAUCACAUGGACUUAUUUUUUUAAUUUAGGAAUCCAAAUUCCUUUUCGAUCUUAAAUGUCAAUGUCCUUUAAAUACAAAAUUUUGCCAUUUGAUACUCUCGGGGUUGGCAGCAGAAGUGGUCCUUUGUGUAUUUUCCAAAAAAAAAAAAAAAAAUCAACCAGGGUGGAGGGGGGAUGCAUUAUGAUUUUUGUGGGCCCGCAGGGGAGAUGGCUAAAGCCCACAUUCUCUGGAGUCACAGAGAAGGCAAAACUCAACCCCGGGGCCAUUGUAGGGGAAUUUUUCAUGGGGCCCAGUACCCCUCUUAAGUUUAAGGGCUGAAUUCACCCCCACCCCACCCCCAGCUGUGAGGAGAAGAACAUUUGGUAAAAGCAAUGUAAGUAUCUCUUUUGUAUUCUUCCCAAGACCUUGCUAAAUGGACGUAGCUUCCCAUCCUAUAGAAGAUUCUAGAAGAACUUUGUGCUCCUGGCAUCAGAAAACUGGACCCUAUGAAUCAUUUCACAGGGGAGUUAUUAGCAUCAAAGAAGUAACGAGUUUUUAGCUCUACAAAGCUAAGUUUCAGGAAAUCCAGUGUUUCUUAGGAAAAAAAUAAAUAAGCUCCACUAAUGAGAAUUGAAGAGUCAAGGGGAUAAGAGAACCAGAUAAAUUCCUCCUACGUCCCAAGCUCAAUUAGAAACAAUUGUGCUUGGAAUGUAAGAGACAUGUCAAGAUAAGUUCAUACUGUUCUUUUUUUUUGGGGGGGGGGGAGUUUCUUUAGGGAAAGGAUGCUUUGUUCUUUUUGACCACUUCAUAAAGAUCAAUUCUAAGAUCACUUGAAAGUAAUUAAGCCUCGCCAAUAUGUAAUACUUAAUUAAAUGACACCAGGUAAUAGGACAGAGGUGAAGACCAACUGAUGCAGGUUGCAUAGGCUCACAGGUGUCCACUGGACCUCAAGCAGACUUUCUGUGAUCUGGUUGCUUUGAGAGAAAACAGACUCACUCUUCAAGACACCCUUGCUACAAAUUCCACCUGUUGUCAAAUGCCAGAAAAAGGUCGGAGCCCAACCCCAGACCAAAGAAAAAUGCCACAAGCCACAGAGUGGAGUUGCACAUUUACUUCUCAAAGUCACUAACUGGGAAGAAAUGUGGACAAAGGAUCAUUUACAUAGCAGCAGGUGUGACCGAGAAGCCCAAUUUAAGAGUGAAAACAACAUCUGGAAAAUCAGUUUCCAGCACUGAAAAGUCCAACUGAAUUCCAUGAGCCAAGAAAAAAUUUGGAUAGUGACAAGACUGAAGAUUCCUUGAAACGCAAGGGCAGAAACAGAUCCAACCGUGCCGACUUGGUUACUAUGCACAUACUCCAAGCCUCCACUGCAGAGAGGUCCAUUCCAACUGUUCAGAUGAAGUUGAAAAGAGCCCGCCUCGCUGAUGAUCUCAAUGAAAAGAUUGCUCUCCGACCAGGGCCACUGGAGCUGGUGGAGAAGAACAUACUCCCAGUAGAUUCUGCUGUGAAAGAAGCCAUAAAAGGAAACCAGGUGAGUUUCUCCAAAUCAGCAGACGCCUUUGCCUUUGAAGAGGACAGCAGCGGCGAUGGGCUCUCUCCAGAUCAGACUCGAAGCGAAGACCCCCAGAGCUCAGCAGGAUCCCCACCAGAUGCUAAAGCUACGGAAGCCCCUUUGGCUGGCCCUCUGGGAACAAUUCAGGAUCUUGCUUCUGGCUCAGAAAAUGACAAGAAUGAUUCCGCCUCACAGUCCAGCAAUCAGCCAGAUGCUGGGAAGCAGGGUCUGGGCCCCCUCAGUGCCCCCAUCCCUGUGCAUGCUGCUGUAAAGUCCAAGUCCUUGGGUGACAGUAAGAAUCGCCACAAAAAGCCCAAGGACCCCAAGCCCAAGGUGAAGAAGCUUAAAUAUCACCAGUACAUUCCCCCUGACCAGAAGGCAGAGAAGUCCCCACCGCCCAUGGACUCAGCCUAUGCUCGGCUGCUCCAGCAACAACAGCUGUUCCUGCAGCUCCAGAUUCUCAGCCAGCAGCAGCAGCAACAGCAACAACAACAACAACACCGAUUCAACUACCCUGGGAUGCACCAAGCACAACUCAAAGAACCCAACGAACAAAUGGUCCGAAAUCCAAACUCCUCUUCAGCACCACUGAGCAAUACCCCUCUGUCGCCCGUCAAAAACAGUUUUUCUGGACAAACUGGUGUCUCUUCUUUCAAGCCAGGCCCACUCCCACCUAACCUGGACGAUCUAAAGGUCUCUGAAUUAAGACAACAGCUUCGGAUACGGGGCUUGCCGGUGUCAGGCACCAAAACGGCUCUUAUGGACCGGCUUCGACCCUUUCAGGACUGUUCCGGCAACUCUGUACCCAACUUCGGCGACAUAACGACUGUCACUUUUCCCGUUACACCCAACGCGCUGCCCAAUUACCAGUCGUCCCCUUCCACCAGUGCCUUAUCCAAUGGCUUCUACCGCUUCGGCAGCACCAGCUCCAGCCCCCCAAUCUCCCCCGCCUCGUCUGACCUGUCGGUGGCCGGGUCCCUGCCGGACACCUUCACCGACGCCUCUCCGUCCUUUGGUCUGCACCCGUCCCCAGUGCACGUCUGCACGGAGGAAAGUCUCAUGAGCAGCCUGAAUGGGGGCUCGGGUCCUUCCGAGCUGGACGGGCUGGACUCCGAGAAGGACAAGAUGCUGGUGGAGAAGCAGAAGGUGAUCAAUGAACUGACCUGGAAACUGCAGCAAGAGCAAAGGCAGGUGGAAGAGCUGAGGAUGCAGCUUCAGAAGCAGAAAAGCAAUAACUGUUCGGAGAAGAAGCCCCUGUCCUUCUUAGCUGCCCCCAUCAAGCAGGAAGAUGCGGUCUCCAGCUGUCCUUUUGCAUCCCAACAAGUGUCUGUGAAAGGACAAAACAGCUCCGAGAGUCAACCCCCCGCUUGCGAAGCGGCUCCACUCCUGCCCCUUGGAAACGCUCACUGUGUGGAGUCCUCAGGUCAAACCAACGUACUUUCUUCCACGUUUCUCAGUCCCCAGUGCUCUCCGCAGCAUUCGCCCCUGGGAGCUCUGAAAAGCCCGCAACACAUCAGUCUGCCCCCAUCGCCCAACAACCAUUACUUCCUACCCUCAUCUUCCGGGGCGCAGGGAGAAGGGCACAGGGUCUCCUCACCCAUCAGCCAGGUGUGCACCACACAGAACUCAGGGGCACACGAUGGCCAUCCUCCAAGCUUCUCUCCCCAGCCUUCCAGCCUCCACCCACCUUUCUCUGGAGCCCAAACAGAUAGCAGUCAUGGUGCUGGGAGCAACCCUUGCCCCAAAAGCCCAGGUGUACAGCCAAAGAUGGCUGGUUUACACCCUUCUGAUAAGGCGGGGCCCAAGUUUUCGAUUGCAUCCCCAACUUUUCCUAAGUCCAGUUCCACGGUUUCCGAGAUAACACAGCCUCCUUCCUAUGAAGAUGCAGUCAAGCAGCAAAUGACUCGAAGUCAGCAGAUGGAUGAACUCCUGGAUGUCCUCAUUGAGAGUGGAGAAAUGCCAGCUGAUGCCAGAGAGGAUCACUCAUGUCUUCAAAAAGUCCCAAAGAUACCGGGGCCUUCCCGAAGUCCUGCUGUGGUCCUCCCCAAGCCCUCGGCCUCCUGUGAACCAGCCUCUUCAGGAGGACAGCUCUCCUUUGAUCACUAUGCUGCCGACAGCGAGGAGCACCUGGAAGUCUUAUUAAAUCCCCACAGCCCCUUAGGAAAGAUGAGCGACGUCGCCCUUCUCAAAAUCGGGAACGAGGAACCUGCUUUCGAUGGGAUCAUGGAUGGCUUCUCCGGAAAGGCUGCAGAAGACCUCUUCAAUGCACAUGAGAUCUUGCCCGGCCCCCUCUCCCCGAUGCAAACACAGUUUUCACCCUCUUCUGUGGACAGCAGUGGGCUGCAGUUAAGCUUCACAGAAUCUCCGUGGGAAACCAUGGAGUGGCUGGACCUCACUCCACCCAGCUCCACACCUGGCUUUAGCUCCCUUGCCACCAGCGGCCCCAGCAUCUUCAACAUUGAUUUCCUGGAUGUCACAGAUCUCAAUUUGAAUUCUCCCAUGGACCUUCACUUACAGCAGUGGUAGAAUGCCAACGCUCAGAAAGACCAGUAGGAAUUCCAUGGGGGAUAUCUAUCACAAAACCCUUAAGUACUUCCCUUAUCUAGAAGAAGAAGAAGAAAAAGAAGAAAAUCCAAAAGAAGCAAUGGAAGCUUCUGUGACAAUAAGAAUAAGCAGGAGUCAUUUUUUAAAAAUAUAUAUGUUAUAUUUACUAACAUUCAGUAACUGUUUAAUAAUUUCAGCAAUGCAUUCAGAAAUGUGCAUUUUCAGAGUACAGAUGCAAAAAAAAUUUUUUUUCACUGCCUUUUUGAAUACCAAUAUUUUUUCUAGCCCAUAGUUUUUCUCAGGCAUUAUUGGAGCAGAAGCUCAUACUGUGAGCUUUUGUCAUGAAUUUAUUAGAAUUACUAUUAAAAAAAAAGUAUUUGGAGAGCAUGAGGAAGCCAGCCCUUAAAAGAUUAUGGAAGAUAUAUGGAUGGUGGAGGCUGCUUCUAACGUCUCCAUUGUCUGUCUUUCAAAAGAGCAACAAGGUCCAACUUCAGUUAGGGAGUCCUUGAGGCAAUAGAAGGACAGAACCAAUUCAUUCCCAGGAAAGCAAAAUCAACAUAAUGUCCUUCCACCCUAAAACUGUCCCCACUGGAGUGGUUCCAAUCCUGGACUGUGUGGUCACUGAUAACAACUAACUUGCACUGAGUCCAGAGAAUUCCAUUUAGACCUGUUUUUUUUUUUUCUUUUUCUUUUUCUGCCAGUAACCCAGUCAUUCCAUCUGGGUGCUGAUAAGCAUUGUGUAAUAGGUGAGAACUUUAAAGCAAGAAGACCAUGGAAGAAGAUUUCUCAGAUUCUCCUACAUAAACCCCUUUAGUUCCAAAAGCUAGAGAUAGGCAGGCAGAAAGGUAUCUCUAGACCCAGGAAGCCAUUAUCAGGGAUAAUUUAGACAGAAAACAGCAUUCUUCACACCUCCUAGGAAUGCAUACCAUGGAUUGCUAUUACAGGACUGUUCUCAUAGAGGUCCAACUUGUUGUUAUUGUUGUUAUGUUGCUCUUGUUCUGGUUCUUAUGAUGGGAAAGGGGGUCCACCUCAGUUUAUCUUUCUCCCACUCCAUUUAUCUUUCAAGAUAUCAGCCCUUUCUUACUCCUCUUUUUGAAGAUCUCUUUUUUUUUUUUUUUUGGCCCAGUAUUGGGAGGAGAGGAUGUCUCUGCUCUCACAAGCUCCACACUCCUAAUAAAGCCAUGUUUUAAAAGGUUAAAAGUCCAGGUUCUCCUGUAGAACCCAUGCUCUUGCACAGUUUGCUGCCAAAGGAAGUGCCAAGAAUUUCCUUAGGAAGAAACUGGUGACUUGGCCCAUCGGUCACAAAGCUCACUCUUACUCUCAUGUGAUUUGCAAGCAAUCUUAGAUUUGUGAUGCUCUGGGAAAAUUGGAAAUCAUUAUAUUGUAAAGAUAAGUAUGGAUGAUAUUUACAGGAGAGAGUGUUUCAGGUCUGGGUUUCUGAAAGAAAGCACAAUUGCAUAUUGAAAGCAAUGGAAGGAACAAAAGACCAUGGUCGAUAAUGAGCAUUCCUCAUUACCUCUUGUGCUUUGGAAGGCAGCUGGGAAAAAAAAAGAAAGAAAGAAAAAUAAAAAACUUGAUUUGCAGGACAGUCUCUCUAAGGCUCACAGUGGCUCCAGUCACCAUUUUAUAAUGUUGCAUGCUGUAGAAAGUAGCUAUUGCUGUUUUAUUUUUUUUUUAAUUUAAGUCACUAAGUCACUGUUUUCUUCUUUUGUAAAAAAAAAAUGUUGUUCACUGUGCACUUAUAGAGAACAUAAUCAAUGUUGUGAUGUUAAAAAGUUCUCAUUUUGGUUUCUUCUAAACCAAAGAUUUAGAAGUCAUUCCAUUGUUAACUUGUAAAAACUGUGUGAACACAGAGUGUUUUGGGUGACUGCUACUCUGAAAGCUGCCAGAUCUUAUCUGGGGUGGAGGAUACACACACACACACACACACACACACAACACACACAUCUUGCUCUAUACAUUUGUAGGCUGAGACUGUUAUAUGUGUGUGCACAUGCACACACAUAUAUAUGCAUACACGUGUGUGUGUGUGUGUGUGCAUGUAUCUUGAAAGCAGUGUUACAGAGUUCCAUACCAGAAGCCUUUAACCCUCAAUCUGCUGUGAAUGAUACCUGGCCUUUCUCACUACGUGUUCCUGUUAAUUAACCAGACUACACGUUGCCACUCUGUGUAUGACUAAGGGCUCCAGCCCAGUGACUCACAGCCACUUGCUGACCAUGAACAAGCUCCUCUUGCCAACGAAUAUGGAUGUGAAAAGACAGAACGGCUUUGCUAUUAGCAGCUGCGGAUGGUAACAGUCUUUUGUAGAAGAGUCCAUAAAAAGAACAUGAAAAUCAUCUUACAUUCCUUGAUCUGCAUUGUGCUUCAGAAGAUCUGCAUGGUAAAUUUUAUUAGUUUGCUUGUAUGUCAGUUAUCAGAACAACAAAAAAAAUCUAGAGGGAAAAAAUCCUGAUGAAGCUAUGAGAAAGAGACCUUAUUGACACAUUCCACACAUUGGUUUAUUCCUCAGAUGAUGAUGUUUUAUUUGAGUCUUGAUGAAGCUUGCUGCUCGGUCCACUUUUGUAUGUUAUUUCCCCCCUUUCUUUCCUUUUUGGAAAACAAACUCACAUGGUAUCCCGACUUGAAGACCUGGUCUGAGUGUUAAUGGUUCUUUUUCUUUGGGAAUUUCUAGCUGAGGGAUGAGAUCUGAUUAGGAGACCUCUGUACUUGGCUAGACUGUGCCUUUACGUUGGGUUGUGUUUUUGCAUAUUCCUCAAGACUGAAAUACAAGAUUCACGGUAGACAAUAGAUAAAAUGGCUCCUAUUUGCUACCACAAACUAACACAGUUAAAAGAGCAGAUCCCUAGAUAAGUGGUCUCAACCGCCUCCCACAGUCUGCACAUGCCAUAUUCACCCUGUGUCAGGGAAUUGGAGGGAGAAAACUGGAGAUGCUUGAGUGGGAAAUGAUGAAGAUGGCUGCAUCCAAUCAGAUAAUUUAUGUUAAUCCAUCUGUCUCUUGUUGGGGAUUUUUAUUUUAAAUUCUUGGGUGUGUCCUCUUUUGUGGUGGCAAAUUGGGCAUGACUAAAAAAAGGUAUACAGAGAAGUGACCACAUUCUUGUGUCUUAAUGCUUUUAAAGGUGAAGAUGACCAUGUGAAUUUAAGAGUCCUGGACCUACCAUGGUGAUGCAGAGAUGCAGACCUUUGUAGCCAUUCCCAAUCUGGUCACGAUCCACUUGAUUCGUACUUACCUAAUGGAAUCAGAAAAUGUAUUUACACAAGCUCUCUCAGUAAGCCUAUUCUCAUUUAGGAAUGACACUGCCUCUUAAAAUGAUACGGAGAGGGAAAGAGACGGAGGGGGAGAGGAAGAGGAGAAAGAAGAGAAUGAACAGGGGAGGGAAAAAGGAAGGAGAAAGGAAGGAGGAAAGAAGGGAAAAAUAAAGGGAGAAGUAAAAAAGGAAGGAGGGAAGAAAAAAGAGCCCAACUUACUGAUCCAUGAACCUCUUAGUUCAGCUAAGAUAUUGCAUUAUGAAAACUGCAUCGCAAACUCAUAAAUGAGAAACCAUUUUUAACAACCCAGUGAUUGCACCUGUACUGGUGGAAAGCAAGACAGCCUUCACCUGAAUUGUCAAAGGUCUGUAAAGUGAGAGUCUUACACCAUUCAAAAACAGUGAUUUCCAAUCUGAGAGAAAAAAAAAAAGAAUAACACCUAGCCAAGCAUUCAAGAUAGUUCUUUUAAAAAAUUAUUUAUUAUAACUUCAAUCUUCUAGAGCAGUCUGGCUGAAAACUCCCACAUCAAAUUUACUCAUCCAUUGGAUAAUUAUUUAAUGCCUACUGAAUGCAAAGCAUGAGGUAUCCAAUACUGGAUUGAUUCAGCACAGUUUGUUCAAACGUUGAAUGAGUAAGGAGUUGCCUUUGCUAUAAGCAAGGACACUGGGAAUCUCCCAAUCCUCAAAUUAGAAACCUUUCAGCUAGGAUGAAAAGGGUUUUCAUUUUGUGAGAUAACUUGGUGAGACAACUUGGAGUAGAAAGAGUCUAGGGUCUUAGUUUCCCCAUAAAUCGAAUUAUAAACCAGUGGGGCGGCUCAGAUGCUGAUAUUGCUGAUGCUUUAUUAGAUGUUAUUAACAGAGUCCAGGUGCUGGGACAAGAUAGUCCUAUAGCACUGAGUUGGUUGGUUGUAAUUCAAUGGCCCUGGCUAGGCUGAGACUGUCUGGGGGGCGGGGGUGGAAAUUUCAAGCCAGGGAGGGGUUUUUAAAAACUUUUGUUGUUAUCAGCCAGGGAUACUGUGCUAAGAUUCAUUGGAUCCAACAAUAUGUGAGUAAGUUCCCUUCCGGUUAUAGGAUUCAGUGAUAAUCCCUGUGGAUUAAGGCAAACAAACCCCUAGAAUUCUCUUGUGUUUAUUUUAACCACAUGCUCCCUUCAUGGAUACUGGGAAGAUGUGUUUUCUAUAGACGACUGAACUGUUCCCAGGUAUUUAUGGAAAGUGGGUAUAGACAUGGGGAUCCUAGAAGCUAUUUAAAUGUUUUCCAAAGGAACAAGACCCACACUGCUCCCCAGAGCUCAGUUCCAAUGGUCUUGCGGUGAGGAACUACAGCAAUCGAUUGCUGGGUCUUAAAAUUCUCCCUCAAUGAAACACAAGGAGGCACUUUGUAAAGAACAAAGGAGCAAGCAUGUGUUGUCUGCAAACCCCUGUGCGGUGGUGUAUUCAGAAAGAAAUGUGGAUUACUGGGAAAAGCAAAGAAGCAAUGGCUAAAGUACCAAAGUUGGCAUGUGUUCUUUUUUUAAAAAAAGAAAAAAAAAUAAAAGCAUAUAUUUUUAAAUAAAAUGUUUAUUUUAAAGAGA